This is a messenger RNA of Asterias rubens (European starfish), 2573 nucleotides long. Its product is annotated as vacuolar protein sorting-associated protein 26B-like. Gene Ontology annotation, cellular component: endosome; retromer complex. Gene Ontology annotation, biological process: retrograde transport, endosome to Golgi; intracellular protein transport. NCBI's taxonomy places the organism in Eukaryota, Metazoa, Echinodermata, Asteroidea, Forcipulatida, Asteriidae. The record is from RefSeq and is a predicted model, not a curated record. The coding region runs from base 90 to 1028 and encodes 312 amino acids. The transcript has 8 exons.
UUUCACAUCUCGACUGAAACCUCCCACUUUUUUGCGUGAUAUCGAAGCAUAGGAAGUGAGAUUCACUGGUUAGCUAAAAAGCAAAGAAAAUGAGUUUCUUGGGGUUCGGUCAAGGCGCCGAUAUUGACAUCGUAUUGGACGAUUCUGCAACUCGUAAACAAGCAGAAAUAAAAACAGAAGAUGGAAAGAAAGAAAGGCUUUUCUUGUUUUAUGACGGAGAAUCAAUCACCGGGAAAGUCAAUGUAAACUUGAAAGGGAGGAAAUUAGAGCACCAAGGGAUUCGGAUUGAGUUUGUCGGACAAAUUGAGUUGUACUACGACAGAGGCAACCACCAUGAGUUUACUUCAUUGGUCAAAGAGCUCGCUAGACCAGGAGAACUCACUCAAUCCACCAAUUACUCAUAUGAGUUUUUGAAUGUUGAAAAACCCUACGAGUCCUACACUGGAGCUAAUGUUCGGUUACGUUAUUUCCUGCGAGUGACCAUUACAAAGCGAUUAACAGACACAGUGAAAGAAAUGGACAUCUUGGUUCACACUCUUUCCCACUAUCCGGAAGUCAACUCAUCUAUUAAGAUGGAGGUCGGUAUCGAAGAUUGCCUUCACAUAGAGUUUGAAUACAAUAAAUCAAAAUACCACCUGAAGGACGUUAUAGUGGGUAAGAUCUAUUUCUUACUGGUACGAAUCAAGAUUAAACACAUGGAGCUUGCUAUCAUCAAGCGAGAAACAACAGGAUCAGGUCCCAACACUUUUAAUGAAAACGAGACCAUAGCUAAGUAUGAAAUCAUGGAUGGGGCACCAGUUAGAGGUGAGUCUAUUCCAAUCCGUCUCUUCCUAUCUGGUUAUGAACUCACUCCAACGAUGCGAGAUGUUAAUAAGAAGUUCUCUACUCGCUACUAUCUUAACUUAGUCCUGGUGGAUGAGGAAGAAAGGAGAUACUUCAAACAACAGGAAAUCACGCUGUGGCGGAAACCUGACAAGGCAAAGAAACCUCAAAAUUUCCAGACACAAAAGUUUGAACCAGUAAAAUAGAAAACAUUUCUCUCUAAUAGACACAACCUAGACAGGACUGGGGACCAGUCUACUGUAGUUACCAUGAUGUGAUCAUCUUCCAUUGAAACUCAUGUACGCCAAAGUGAGGCAGGAAGGUAAUUGGUCUGGUUCCCAAUUUGUACAUUGGUAGACAUGUGAGUAGCCAUUUAUUUCUAACUCUACAUUAAACCACUAUAGACGGGCACAUUGGUAAGUGCAAUACAAUCAAAUGAUACAGGCAUGAUUUUCUCUUACUUCAGUCUGAUUAAUGUUUUUUGAACCUGGAAAAAAAACCCAGAACAAUUGUGAUUAAAAUAGCAUGGAAAGUCUCUACUUUAAAAGCAGCUGUGUGAAGUACAGCCCAGCAUACUAAAUUCACAAUGCAGUAUGAACCAAUGGCCCUGUGAUUUUGCGAUGUGGAACUUUCAAUAAACCUUUUUGAGGUAUGGCUGACACAACGCUACAACUGUAAAGUUGUGGGAAAUUUGUGGGUAUUGACCAUAGAAAUAGAACGUAUUUUAUUCAGAGAAGUGCGCAUUUUAGGCGACACAGCGUUUGCACAUAAACCUAAUGACCACCAACAUGGUGAGCCUGGCAUCAGUCCCGUGUGUGUCGUGCGCGUAUCACGUCCGCCAUACCUCAAAAAGGCUUAUAGGAUUGAUGUUAUGUUCCCCAAAACGUCUGAAACUUGAUGAUUUACCUGCCAUCCGGUAGACUGGGCCCCUGUCUUUAUCUGCAAAGACAGGUACCAGCUAUUCAGAUCCAGUGAUUCCAUUGGGUACAAUGAUAGCAUUGGAUAAAUGCAGUAAAUGAAAGCUACCGUAGCUGGGUUUGUUUUGAUUGGUCUGAGCUCACCUCAGUUGGCCAAUCAAAACACGGAUAUGGAAAGCUUUCUUUCGGUCGUCCGUGCAUAUGUGGGCGCAUCCACAUGCAUUGACGUGUAGGUAUAAUGUAUACAGUUCAUGCAUGGUGGAUACGGUACUUGCUUGGUAGUAAGUUCUGUUCUGUUCAUCAAGACUGUUCUGUGCUUAGUAAGUUUUUAUGUUAAAACAUACCUCAUGGAAUUAAGCCCUGGACAUGCCCCUCUAUUCUUGUUGCACUCAUAGCGGUGUCCUUUACUAAGAAAUACUGUGGCUGACAAAGAAAGAAGAACCAUGACUGAAUUUUAAAUCAUCAAUCUAAUUAGACUGAGUCCCCUCUGCUUGGUUAAAAAUCAACCAUGUCAUACUUUUUAAAAAUGUUUACGUUGUACAAAUUUGUAACAUUUGAGUAGAGUACAUAAAGUGCAUUCCAUUAUAACCAAUAAUUGCGACAAAAAAACCGAUGCAAUUACUUUAUUGCCAACUCCAAACUAAAGUUAUAUAAUGUAGAAAUCCAGAUGAAGUUUUUUGACCUCAAUCCUCCUAUAUUCUUUUCUCCCGUGUCACUAGACACUCAACUGAUUGGACUUGGAAGAUCAGAAACCCUGACACUCUGAGAACAUGUGCUGUUGUUUUUAUACUCUCCCAAGUCCUUCUGAAUUCUUAACUUUGGCAAUUAGAUAAA